Messenger RNA from Anopheles gambiae (African malaria mosquito), 1877 nucleotides. Its product is annotated as acyl-coenzyme A thioesterase 9, mitochondrial. Gene Ontology annotation, cellular component: mitochondrion. Lineage: Eukaryota; Metazoa; Arthropoda; Insecta; Diptera; Culicidae. Gene Ontology annotation, biological process: acyl-CoA metabolic process. Gene Ontology annotation, molecular function: fatty acyl-CoA hydrolase activity. The transcript has 5 exons. The record is from RefSeq and is a predicted model, not a curated record. The coding region runs from base 155 to 1639 and encodes 494 amino acids.
UGCUGAAAAAAAAGGAAAAAAAUCGUAAACAAACCCCACUGGUGGGAGAAAACAGUGCGCGUCUCAUUAGAAAAGCUCUGCUUACUCAUCAGUAACCUCGUGAAUUGGAGAUACAUAGCAAGUUGUUCGUCGCUGCGGAAGAUUGGUCAGCAAGAUGAUUGCAACCAGAGUUCGAUUUGGUGGUUUGCAGAAUAUUGUGCAGCGACAAUUUUGUGGCAGUCUGCAGCCGAAACGAUAUACAACCGUCCAGUAUCAACGCAUCGCAAAUGUCGCCACGGCCAACGCGCUGAUAAGUGAUACGAAAACAAGGGCCUCUCCAGUGACGUUAGGCGGUCAUAGGAUGUAUUCCAGCAUUAACUAUUUGCGUGGCGAUUUGGAGUGUACAGCCGGGACGAUGAACGAUGUAAAACAAACGAUAAUACAAAAGCUUGGAAUCGAAGUCGGGUACACGCCGUUCGUGAGCACCCGCGAACAUUUGGUAAAGUACGUGCCGCAAUCGGUCAGUGCCCUGCCGCCCCGCAGUAUGCAGGAUUCAUUUACAUCGGCCAUAAUUCCGCUGACAACAGAUAAAAUUCUCAAGGACAAGUACGUCGGUUUCAUGGGAAACGUUCGCGUUGGUCGGUUGAUGGAAGAUAUGGACAUGUUUGCCGUUUGGGUCGUUCAUAAGCAUGUACUCGUGCCGGAUCUACCGGAAGGAGUUUCAUUGCCGUACACGUUUGUAACCGUUUUGGUUGACAAAAUAGACUUUACCGAUCUAGUGCCAACGCAUGAUGCUGACAUUCGGCUUUCCGGCCAUGUGAGCUGGGUAGGCCGUACGUCGGUGGAGGUAGUGGUCUGGAUGGAACAGAAGCUGCAUGGCAAGUGGCGCAAGCUUACCCGUGCACUGUUUCUGAUGGCCGCUAGGGACGCUACCAACACCAAGGCAGCCUUCAUAAAUCCCCUAGUGCCUGCUAACGAAGAGGAGAAAGCAAUCUUUGACGGAGGAGAAUCACGCAAAAAACGACGCAUACAGAUGCAGCAGGAAGAUUUGCUUAAGACGGAACCGAACGACUUCGAACAGCGCAUGGUGCACGAGCUGUUCGUGAAAUCGAUCGAUACGAAAAGCAAAGCGUUCAACAAACGUAUCCUGCCGCCCGGUUACGUAUGGAUGGAGGAUGCCACCAUGGCGAACAUCGUGUUUUCCCAUCCCGAAGAUCGUAACGCGCACAACAAAGUGUUUGGCGGCUUUCUGAUGCGCAAUGCGCUAGAGUUGAGCUGGGCGUUGGCGUACAACUUUGCCAAGCGACGUCCUAAGCUGGAACACAUUUCGGACAUUAGCUUCCAUCAUCCGGUAGACGUCUCGUCGAUGCUGAACAUGCAGGCCCAUGUCAUCUUUACCGAUCUUCACUAUAUGGAAAUUGUCGUUCUGGCGGAUGUGUACGAUGCCGUCACUGGACAGCAAACGACGACCAACAGUUUCUACUACACGUACUCGGUCGCUGAACGAUUGCCGAAGAUAAUGCCCAAGACGUACCACGAGGCGAUGUAUUAUUUAGACGGACGGCGAAAGUUCCGCUACGCGAUGGGUAUAGAUACGGCAACGGCAUCGAGUCCGCCACCGGCUACCGGAACAACGGAUACCACCAAAAGUAAAUUGUAAACUAGAUAGAUGGAGCAGAAGUUGUGGUUGAAGCUGAGCGUUUGGGUUUGUUGGUGAGAUUCUUUUUUAUUAUUAUUUAUUUGCCUUAUUUUGCUUUGAAAGCACUUCAACGUCUGACGUUCUCCAAGCAGCUUACAGUGACUUAAUUCUGUUACACAUAUUAAUAAUUACACUACAUGAAGACGUUGGCUCUAAUUCGACAAUAAACGAAGCAAUUUUUAUUUAGUAACAAGAGAAA